Cicer arietinum (chickpea) is the source of this 4654-nucleotide messenger RNA. Its product is annotated as putative disease resistance protein At3g14460. Gene Ontology annotation, molecular function: ADP binding. The record is from RefSeq and is a predicted model, not a curated record. NCBI's taxonomy places the organism in Eukaryota, Viridiplantae, Streptophyta, Magnoliopsida, Fabales, Fabaceae.
AUUAUAGACCUACUAUAUUGUAAUCUUAAAAAUAUUACAAUAUAGCCUCCAAAAUGUUUCUAGACGAAACAAUGGAACAUUUAACUUCUCUCGUUCUAUUCCAUCUCAUUCUUUUGACAGCCUUAGUUAAAUCUCUAGUUGAUAAUCAAUCACAUGCUAACCGUUGACUCACAAACUCUCCCACCUUAAGAACCACACAUGGAAAUGGAAAUUACGAAUCAUUGCAUCUUAUCCCAGCUAUUGCCUCAACUUCAAACAAAACCAACAAAUUAACAACAUAAUCUUCUUUUUUUUCUUUCCCUCUGCUUUGCAAUUUUGAAGUUUCAACUUUCAACAAUGGGUAGAGCCUUACUCUCUGUUUUCCUUCACGAUCUGUUAGACAACCUUCUCCUCCUCACUUCCAAACCUUUCAUCAUUAACAAACCACCCAAAUAUCAGCGUAAACUCAUAGCUACACUGCAGUUGCACGAUUCCCUCGUCGAUGAUGCUGAGCACAAGCAGUUCACAACAAAAACCCAAGCAAUAAAGGACUGGCUUAAUUCAUUGCAGUAUGCUGUUUAUAGUUUAGAGGAGCUUCUAUUGCAGUGGCAGGAGGUUACCACAAACACCAAAAAAUUUGGAGUCUUCUCAAAAUCAAACAAGCCAAAGAGGGACUUAAAAUCUCAAAUCCUUGGCAUCAUUGAUAGGUUAGUAGAUCUUUCUAAAAUGAAGGAUGUCCUUGGCAUAGCUCAAAGUGUUACAUGGAGAGAAUCUUUGCAUGGCUUGUUUCCAUGUUCUGUUGUUUUGGAUAACUAUUUCUAUGGAAACUAUCCCAAAGAUUAUUUCUAUGGAAGAGAACAAGAAGAAAAGUUUGUGUUGGAUAUCUUGUUAUUAUCAACUACUACUACUAGUAGUGAACAUAUCAAAGUGAUUAACAUAGAGGGAAAAGGGGGUGCUGGUAAAACUGCUUUUGUUGAUGUAAUUUACUUCAAUCACAAAGUGAAGGGGUGUUUUGAUCUUAGAGCUUGGGUCAAUGUUCCUUACAGAGCUAGCAUUAACUUUAUAGCUAAGAAGAUUCUUGAGGCAGUUACUGAAGAGUUUGUGAAUGAAAAUGAUUUCCAUGAGCUGAGUAAGAAAUUGAAGGAAAGCUUUGAAGGGAAAAAAUUUCUGCUGGUGUUGGAUGAUAUCAGGAUUCAACCUGAGGAUGCUACUAAGAAUUGGAACAUGCUUGUUGAUUCUUUGUUUGAAGCAGCAACAGGAGGGAGUGCCAUAGUCUUGACCUCGGAUCCUGAUGAUGAUAAUGAUGAUGAUGAUGAUGAUUCAUUGCUUGUGCCACAAGCUAAUCAUACCUUCCAACUGGGUAUGCUAUCAUCAGAGAAUUCAUGGUCAAUUUUUGUGGUGCAUGCUUUUGGGCAAAUGGAUCUUCAUGAGUAUCCAGAACUAGUAGCAGUUGGAAAGGAAAUAUUGAACAGAUUGGGAAACCUUCCUUUGGCUGCAAAAAUGAUUGGGAGUCUCUUGCAAGAUAAGGUACAACUCAGUGAAUGGGUUGAUAUAUUGAGGAACAAAUUAAUUGAUGAAGGUGAUGUGAAUCUACCAAUUCCUGCUUUUCUUGUGGUUUGUUACCUUGAUCUCCCAGCAGAGCUUAAACGUUGCUUCGCUUACUUGUCGUUGUUUCCAAAGGGUUAUGAAUUCAAAAAGAAAGAGAUGGUCCUCUUGUGGAUGGCACAAGGCUUUUUGCAAAACUCAAACUCUAAAUCCAAUCACAAAAGCAUGGAAGAUAUUGGUGAUGAGUAUUUUGGUUAUGUAAUAAUGAGGUCAUUCUUGCAACCGUUUGGUUCUGGUUUAAGUUUUACAAUGCAUAAUCUGGUUCAUGAUUUGGCAACCUAUGUGUUUGGAAAAUCCUAUAAGCACCAUUUGUCAUAUUCUAGAACAAGACAGGAUUUUUCAGAAUCAAUUUUAGGUACAAAUGGAAAAUUGUUAAGAACCAUUUUGCCAGUAUGUUUGCCUCAUGAGCGAGCUCCUAGCCAUAUCCCCCCUUUAAUGUUGGAGGAAAUUAUGUGGUGGUUGAAUCCGCAGAUCUUCCGGACACUUUCUUUGUCUCACUAUGACAUAACCAACUUGCCUGAUUCAAUUGGAAGAUUAAGUCAUCUUUGUUACCUUGACCUUUCUCACACUGCAUUGCAGACACUGCCAGAUUCCAUUUGUGAUCUCUUUAAUUUGCAGACACUUAUGUUGACAAACUGCAUUUCUUUCACUAGUUUUCCUCCAAGAAUAUGCAACUUGAUACGCUUGCGUUGCCUUGAUGUAAGAGAUAGUGGUGUGCAAGAGAUGCCUUUGCAGAUGAACAAAAUGACAGGUCUUCGGACGUUGACUGACUUCAUUGUUUCUAAAAAAGAGACAAGACUUGAAGGUUUAGCAGGUCUUUCGAAUCUUAUAACUUUGUCCAUUUCGAAACUCGAAAAUGUGGCUUUUUCUAUGGAUGCUUCAAAUGUCAAACUAAAAGAGAAAAAGUGCCUUGAUGAUCUUAUGCUUCAAUGGGGAAAUGGUGAAGAUGGCAAUGGAAAUGAAAUGGAAGUGGUUGAGAAUCUAGAACCACACAAAGGCUUAAAGAGACUAACAAUUGAAUACUAUGGAGGUGCAAGAUUCCCAAAUUGGUUGACGGAUCCAUCUUAUUGGGCAUUACAAUUAGUCGAUCUCCGACAUUGUAAGUAUUGCAACUCAUUGCCAACACUUGGACACCUGCCACUUCUUAAAGAUCUCUUUAUUGAAGGGUUCACUAACGUUAGUUCCAUAGGCCAUGAGUUUUAUGGAAUUAUGACUGCUUCACACAAGCCAUUUCAAUCAUUGGAGACUUUGCAGUUUUGGGAUAUGUUGGAAUGGAAAGAAUGGAAUAUACUAGAAGGUGUUGAAUUCCCCUAUCUAAUUGAGCUUCAUAUAAUAAGGUGUCCCAAGCUAGAGAGAAAUUUACCCAAACAGCUUCCUUCUUUACAGAAGUUGGAGAUUUCUGGAUGCCAUCACCUUGUAGCUCCACUUCCAAAAGUUUCAAAUACAUGUGAAGUGUUUGUACAUGACAGUAAUGAAGCAUUAAUGAGACAUGUUGUUAAAACACACUCACAACCAUCUUUGCGGCGACAUGUUGUAAUUUCCGAAGAAGUGCAAGAAAUCAGCACACAAUCCUUUUCUGGUUUUACCAGCAAUAAGUACACUAUUGGCUCUUCUUUAGGUGAGAUUGAAGACAUUGCUCACGAGGAAAGGAUGGAAACUGAAUUCACAAGAAAUAGAUUACCUCCUUACCCUGCAUCUUUGGAUAGAAUAGGAAUCCCAAAGCCACAACAAGUGUCCUCUAGAGCCGAUAUUUCUAUCAUCGAGCAGCAAACAGAUCCACAAUCUUCAUUGCCUAAAGCUAAAAUUCCAAUGACCGCACAAGCGGAUACAACAAACACAACAGCAGAUCACAAUCGUCCAUCACAAGAUAUUGACGAUGUACGAUCAUCCUUUGAAGUAUUAAAAGUUAUUACCGUAUCGCAAUUGAAAUCAUUGCCGCCAAAGCUGCAAAGCCUAAAAAUUGAAGGAUGUGAAUCAUUAGAGGUCCUUCCAUAUGAUUUGCUAGGUGGAUUACCUGUUCUUCAAGAAUUAUAUCUCAUCAGUUGUUCUUCUCUUAGAUCCUUCCCUUACCCUGCUUCCUUGGAAACACUUUACAUACGUAACUGUACAAGAUUGGAACUUGUUCCAUCUUUAGAAUCAAGAGAGAAGCUUGCCUUUCUCCAACAUUUGUUCAUUGGGAAAAGUUGUGGUUCACUCACUACCUUGAACUUAAAUUCGUUCCCUGAACUCAAAAUUCUUUGUAUAUGGGAUUGUCAUGAUCUUAUAUCAUUUAGUGGUGAUCUUCCAUCACUUGAGUCUUUAGAAAUUAGAGAUUGCACAGAAUUGACGUCUUUCCCGGAUGGACUACAUACACCAAAUCUAUCAUCCAUGUUCCUUUUGAAUGGAAAGAAUCUUAACAGAUUGCCCAAUUCUAUGAACUCUCUCACAUCUCUCAAGUCAUUAUUUUUACAUAGAUGUCCACUUAUUGAAUCUUUUCCAUUUGAGGGCUUGCCUUCAAGUUUAACUCUACUCUCCAUUUCCUAUUGUGACAAACUUACACAACAAAAGAAUUGGGGUUUGGAAAAUCUUGAGUCUCUCACUCAUUUUGAGGUUGAAGGUGGAUGCAUAGACAUUGAAUCAUUCCCCGAUGAGAAUAUACUUCCUAGAAAUAUCAUCUCGUUGCGCAUUAGCACACUGAAGAGUUUGAAGAAACUUGACUACAAUGGAUUUCAACACCUGAAUGCACUUCAUACACUUGAAAUUAAUUGCUGUGACAUGCUACGGUCAUUGCCGGAACAAGGACUUCCUUCUUCCUUAGAUCAUCUUAGUAUCCAGGAAUGUCCAAUGUUAACUCCAAGGCUUAAACCCAAAGUAGGAAAGGAGUGGCACAAGGUGGCUCGUAUACCACACAUACAAAUUGAUGACCAAGUACUCUCUUGAGUUGUAUUCUGUAAUAAUCUGUAUUAUUCUUUUUGUUUCCCUAUGAUUUUCAAAAUCAAACACAUAAUUCAUUAAUUUUAUGAUCAUUUUCUUUACACAACGCUGUAGACUAAUAUUUGCUUAACUUUCACUUAUAGCUCUUGCUAGAAUA